AUGCGCACGUGGACAGCAGCAGCAGUGGCCCCGUUCGCCGGCGCCCGCGAGCAUCGCGCGAGUAGCGGCAGCAGCACCCGGACCUGUGCCCCGUCAGCAAAGCGGCAGGCACUGCGCGCGCAUGCGCUCCAAGCGAAAGCCAACAGCAGCGUCCAUGCAUGCAAUAAUCCCUGCGCGCGUGGCAGCAGCGGCAUCUUCACCAAGCCCACGCGGAUCCGGCCGUGCCUCCCCUCUUGGCUCGCGCGCGACGGCGAAGCUGCUACGGCUCGACCAGGCAGCAGCGCGUCGCCCGCACGCCAUCGUCCCGCGGCCACCUUCUCCAGCAACGCCGCCGCGGGCUGCGCCCCCGCCGUGUGCUCUUCAUCUUCACCAACACCGGUGUCUACAGCAAAACCGGGGGCUUGGCCCCCGAGAACCGCUGCACGCCGGCCGGCCGUGGCUACGCUCGUCUCCGUUCGGCGCGACGCCCGCGGCCGACAGCGACGUCUCCGACCUGUCCCGGGGGCUGCAGUCACGUUGCCGUCGCGCACGCCUCGCCCGGCCGCAGCUGCGUCGUCCUCGUCCGCCCGUGAGCGCACGCAUCUCAGCAGGCCAAGCUGCGACGGUUCCACUCGGCCGCUACGCGCGCUCGCGCUAGCAGCGCACGGCGACAGGCAGAGCUGGCAGACAAGUAGCAGUGGUGCAGCGCCCGGCGACGAGCGGCAGCAGCGCGCACGCGCGACCAGCAAAGAAGCACACCCAUCAGCGGCCGCUCGAGCUAAGUUUCAAUCUGAAGCCAUAGUAGCAAGCCUACAUGCUUUCAGCUACUCACCUCACCCCGCCAAGCUCAGGCCAAGUAGCCGACGGCCUACGACCCGCUCCCAUGGCCGCGCCGUGCAUCGCAUGCCCGUGUCAGCAGCAGGCCCUCCUCAUCCCGCGGCCUCGAGCAGCGGCAACGGCCGGUCGCGCCUGGCAACGGUCAGACCUCAACCUGCUGCAGCUGCGCGCCUGCGCUGGCGGUCAGCCACCACCUUGCCAACGGCCAUCACCAGCUCCGGCUUCCGCUUCAGGCUCGCAUGCCUGGCCACGCCACGGCCGGCUCCGUCGCCAGCACCUCUGGCUGCUGCGCACUUGCGCCCGUCCGGCUUCCGCCACGGCCACCUCUGGCUGCUACAGCCUCCGUGGCCAUCUCCGACUUCUACCGCGCCCAGCGCCCCCUCCGGCCUGCAACGGCUGCGCCCGAGCACGCCCUGGUUCAUCUCCGGCUGCGCGUUGCCUCCACCGGGCCGGCUUCCACCAACGUCGACCUCGCCAUGGCCGGCUCCCGCUUCCCACGGCCACCACCGCUUGCAUGCGCGCGAGCAGCAGCGAAAGAAAAUAUCAAGGCCCAAGCAAGCAUCCACGCGUGCGCACGUGAGCAGCAUCAGCUGGGCACCAGCAGAGCCGCAGCACCAUCACCAAGCAGGCUCCCGCGCGAACUCCGUCGCCGCGGCCGGCUCCGGCUGCCGCGCACUCAAGGCCGUUGCUCCGGCUGUGCGCCCUGCAGCAUCGUCCGGCUGA
Messenger RNA from Lolium perenne, 1539 nucleotides. The record is from RefSeq and is a predicted model, not a curated record. NCBI's taxonomy places the organism in Eukaryota, Viridiplantae, Streptophyta, Magnoliopsida, Poales, Poaceae.